Messenger RNA from Lactuca virosa, 510 nucleotides. The record is from the annotation of a GenBank genome assembly. Lineage: Eukaryota; Viridiplantae; Streptophyta; Magnoliopsida; Asterales; Asteraceae.
AUGAAGUAUUCUAUCAAGUUAGAUAAAAGGCUUCCUUUUAUUGGGCAUAUUAAUGGUGCUAAUUUAUUAGAGAUUCAACGAUUGGAAAUCAGUUUGGGAGGGUUCGGGAGGCAAUUUCGGGAUGAGCAUGAUGAUGUCGAUAUGAGGGAUGAAACAGGAGGUGAAGAACAACAACUGCUCAGUUUUAAGAGGGAUUUUGGAGACGAGGAGAAAAGUACUAUGGAGGUUGCGUUGAAGGAUGGUUUGGAAAAAUUCCCUGAUAGUGUGGUGCUGAAUGAGUGGAUGGAAAAGAUGAAUGAGCUUUUCAAGGAAGUGCAAGAAGGGGCAAGUAACAAAAAAGUGCAUGAGCCUGAGUGUUGUAAUGAGUUAAAUAUGAAUGAUGUAGGGGUGAAUGAGGAAAUGAUUAAGAUGUUGGAUGAAAAUGAGUUACAGGUGUAUAGAAGGAAAAAGCUAAUGUCAGGAAUGAGUGGGGAUAAUGUGGUUGGAAGAAAUAUAGGAGAAGUGUUGUGA